This is a messenger RNA of Dromiciops gliroides (monito del monte), 4107 nucleotides long. RefSeq names its product proline-rich protein 36-like. The record is from RefSeq and is a predicted model, not a curated record. Bases 1 to 4107 code for a protein of 1368 amino acids. The transcript is spliced from 8 exons. Lineage: Eukaryota; Metazoa; Chordata; Mammalia; Microbiotheria; Microbiotheriidae.
AUGUUGAGAGCCAGGCCUGGCCUGGCCAGGGCGAGGGGAGCCGAGGCGGGGCGAGGGGAGCCGAGGCGGGGUGAGUGCCGGGGCAGGGCGAGGGGAGCCGUGCUGGGGCGAGGGGAGGCGGGGCGAGCCCUGCCGGGGAGAGCCAAGCCGGGGCGAGACGAACCCUCCCCUCGCCCUGGCACGGCUUCCCCCGGCACCGCCCGCCCCGGCACAGAACGGCUCCCCUCGCCCCGGCACGGCUCCCCUCGCCCCGGCACAGCUCCCCUCGCCACGGCUCGCCCCUCCCCGGCACGGCACAGCUCCCCUCGCCCUGGCACGGCUCCCCCCGGCACGGCCCGCCCUGGCACUGAACGGAACGGAACGGCCCGCCCCGGCACGGAACAGAACGGAACGGAACGGCCCGCCCCGGCACGGAACAGAACGGAACGGAACGGCACGGAACGGCCCGCCCGGGACAGAACGGCUCCUCUCGCCCCGGCACGGAACGGCUCCCCUCGCCCCGGCACGGUUCGGCUCCCCUCGCCCCGCACGGCUUGCACGGCUCCCCUUGCCCUGGCAGGGCUCCGCUUGCCCUGCCUCCCUUGGCCCGGCUCCCCUCGCCCCGGCACGGCUCCCCUCGCCACGGCUCGCCCCUCCCCGGCACGGCACAGCUCCCCUCGCCCUGGCACGGCUCCCCCCGGCACGGCCCGCCCUGGCACUGAACGGAACGGAACGGCCCGCCCCGGCACGGAACGGAACGGCCCGCCCCGGCACGGAACAGAACGGAACGGAACGGCACGGAACGGCCCGCCCCGGCACAGAACGGCUCCUCUCGCCCCGGCACGGAACGGCUCCCCUCGCCCCGGGCUCCGCUUGCCCUGCCUCCCUUGGCCCGGCUCCCCUCGCCCCGCCUCCGCUCGCCCCGGCACGCCUCCCCUCGCCCCGGCACGGCUCCCCUCGCCCCGGCACGGCUCCCCUUGCCACGGCUCGCCCCUCCCCGGCAUGGCACAGCUCCCCUCGCCCUGGCACGGCUCCCCCGGCAUGGCCCGCCCCGGCACGGAACGGAACGGAACGGCCCGCCCUGGCACGGAACGGAACGGCCCGCCCCGGCACAGAACGGCUCCUCUCGCCCCGCACGGCUUGCACGGCUCCCCUUGCCCUGGCAGGGCUCCGCUUUCCCUGCCUCCCUUGGCCCGGCUCCCCUCGCCCCGCCUCCGCUCGCCCGGCACGCCUCCCCUCGCCCCGGCACAGCUCCCCUCGCCACGGCUCGCCCCUCCCCGGCAUGGCACAGCUCCCCUCGCCCUGGCACGGCUCCCCCGGCACGGCCCGCCCCGGCACGGAACGGAACGGAACGGCCCGCCCCGGCACGGAACGGAACGGCCCUACCCUGCACGGAACGGAACGGCCCGCCCCGGCACGGAACAGAACGGAACUGCCCGCCCCGGCACGGAACAGAACGGAACGGAACGGCACGGAACGGCCCGCCCCGGCACAGAACGGCUCCCCUCGCCCCGGCACGGGCUCCGCUUUCCCUGCCUCCCUUGGCCCGGCUCCCCUCGCCCCGCCUCCGCUCGCCCGGCACGCCUCCCCUCGCCCCGGCACGGCUCCCCUCGCCACGGCUCGCCCCUCCCCGGCAUGGCACAGCUCCCCUCGCCCUGGCACGGCUCCCCCGGCACGGCCCGCCCCGGCACGGAACGGAACGGAACGGCCCGCCCCGGCACGGAACGGAACGGCCCUACCCUGCACGGAACGGAACGGCCCGCCCCGGCACGGAACAGAACGGAACUGCCCGCCCCGGCACGGAACAGAACGGAACGGAACGGCACGGAACGGCCCGCCCCGGCACAGAACGGCUCCCCUCGCCCCGGCACGCUCCCCUCGCCCUGGCACGGCUCCCCCGGCACGGCCCGCCCCGGCACGGAACGGAACGGCCCGCCCCGGCACGGAACGGAACGGAACGGCCCGCCCCGGCACGGAACGGCUCCCCUCGCCCGGGCACGGCUCCCCUCGCCCCGGCAGGGCUCUCCUCGCCCCGGCAGGGCUCCCCUUGCCCCGCCUCCACUCGCCCCGGCACGGCUCGCCCCUCCCCGGCACGGCACAGCUCCCCUCGCCCGGGCAGGGCUCCCCUCGCCCCGGCACGGCUCCCCUCGCCACGGCUCGCCCCUCCCCGGCAUGGCACAGCUCCCCUCGCCCUGGCACGGCUCCCCCGGCACGGCCCGCCCCGGCACGGAACGGAACGGCACGGAACGGAACGGCCCGCCCCGGCACGGAACAGAACGGAACGGCCCGCCCCGGCACGGAACAGAACGGAACGGAACGGCACGGAACGGCCCGCCCCGGCACAGAACGGCUCCUCUCGCCCGGCACGGAACGGCUCCCCUCGCCCCGCUCCCCUCGCCCUGGCACGGCUCCCCCGGCAUGGCCCGCCCCGGCACGGAACGGAACGGAACGGCCCGCCCUGGCACGGAACGGAACGGCCCGCCCCGGCACAGAACGGCUCCUCUCGCCCCGCACGGCUUGCACGGCUCCCCUUGCCCUGGCAGGGCUCCGCUUUCCCUGCCUCCCUUGGCCCGGCUCCCCUCGCCCCGCCUCCGCUCGCCCGGCACGCCUCCCCUCGCCCCGGCACGGCUCCCCUCGCCACGGCUCGCCCCUCCCCGGCAUGGCACAGCUCCCCUCGCCCUGGCACGGCUCCCCCGGCACGGCCCGCCCCGGCACGGAACGGAACGGAACGGCCCGCCCCGGCACGGAACGGAACGGCCCUACCCUGCACGGAACGGAACGGCCCGCCCCGGCACGGAACAGAACGGAACUGCCCGCCCCGGCACGGAACAGAACGGAACGGAACGGCACGGAACGGCCCGCCCCGGCACAGAACGGCUCCCCUCGCCCCGGCACGGGCUCCGCUUUCCCUGCCUCCCUUGGCCCGGCUCCCCUCGCCCCGCCUCCGCUCGCCCGGCACGCCUCCCCUCGCCCCGGCACGGCUCCCCUCGCCACGGCUCGCCCCUCCCCGGCAUGGCACAGCUCCCCUCGCCCUGGCACGGCUCCCCCGGCACGGCCCGCCCCGGCACGGAACGGAACGGAACGGCCCGCCCCGGCACGGAACGGAACGGCCCUACCCUGCACGGAACGGAACGGCCCGCCCCGGCACGGAACAGAACGGAACUGCCCGCCCCGGCACGGAACAGAACGGAACGGAACGGCACGGAACGGCCCGCCCCGGCACAGAACGGCUCCCCUCGCCCCGGCACGCUCCCCUCGCCCUGGCACGGCUCCCCCGGCACGGCCCGCCCCGGCACGGAACGGAACGGCCCGCCCCGGCACGGAACGGAACGGAACGGCCCGCCCCGGCACGGAACGGCUCCCCUCGCCCGGGCACGGCUCCCCUCGCCCCGGCAGGGCUCUCCUCGCCCCGGCAGGGCUCCCCUUGCCCCGCCUCCACUCGCCCCGGCACGGCUCGCCCCUCCCCGGCACGGCACAGCUCCCCUCGCCCGGGCAGGGCUCCCCUCGCCCCGGCACGGCUCCCCUCGCCACGGCUCGCCCCUCCCCGGCAUGGCACAGCUCCCCUCGCCCUGGCACGGCUCCCCCGGCACGGCCCGCCCCGGCACGGAACGGAACGGCACGGAACGGAACGGCCCGCCCCGGCACAGAACGGCUCCCCUCGCCCCGGCACGGAAUGGCUCCCCUCGCCCUGGCACGGCUCCCCUCGCCCCGGCACAGCUCCCCUCGCCACGGCUCGCCCCUCCCCGGCACGGCACAGCUCCCCUCGCCCUGGCACGGCUCCCCCCGGCACGGCCCGCCCCGGCACGGAACGGAACGGCCCGCCCCGGCACAGAACGCCUCCCCUCGCCCCGGCACGCCUCCCCUCGCCCCGGCACGGCUCCGCUUGCCCUGCCUCCCCUGUCCCGGCUCGCCCCGCCCCACCUCCGCUCACCGCCUCCGCUCACCCCACCUCCCCUUGCCCCGGCACAGCUCCCCUCGCCCCGCCUCCGCUUGCCCCGCCUCCCCUCGCCCCGUGCCCGGGCAAGGGGAACCCUGCCAGGGCAAGGGGAGCCGUGCUGGGGCGAGAGGAGGCGGGGCAAGCGGAGGCGGGGCGAGUGGAGGUGGGGCGGGGCGAGGGGAGCCGGCUGA